GCCGCUGCGUCUUUUUCCUUGUUCGUUCUCAUUUUGCACCGUGCGCCUCGUGCCGCCGUUUGUGUCGUGUCGGAGCACGCGACACCACGUGAACCCUCGUCUCUUUUCUUUGCUGCCUGGCCGCUGUGCACGGCGUCUGCGCGUGGAGUCGGUGCCCAUCGCCAGCGCAUCGGAGGCAUCUGAUACGGUGACACAUCGCCGCGUCGCCUUACACCGCUGGAGAGUGCAGCUGCUGCGCCAGGGCGGCGUCACCGUGACGUGCGGCGGAGGGCGUACGAAUCUCAAACGUUUCUUCCGCUGCCCUCCCCCCCCCCCCCGCCUCGGCGCACCGACCACACGCUGUUUUCGUUGUCUUCCCGCCCAACGCCCCGUGAACCGGCGGAUACACCCCCCUGCCCACUGCUCCCGCAGCGUCGUCCGCGCCGAUCCGUCACGAUGCCUGUGCACGCCUCCGCGCCGUUGUUGAGCGAGCAGCCUGACGCGGCGGGCGAGGCCGCCGUCUCUGUCAGCCACCCCCAGCUUGUAUGCGACACGCAGGCCGACUCGGCAGCGUCCGCCUUCAUUCCUUCGUGGACUCCAAGCGCCCGACGGUCGGUCGGCGUUGCAUCGAAGCACCGCCGAUGUUGCCGCCGUAGUGGAUGCGGUGCCAGUACUGUUCGGAUCGUGAUCCUGCUAGUGCUGCUGUCGCUGUGCGCCGUGAACCUGGCGGCUUUCACCAGCAAUGGCGGCCCUUACACCGACGGCGCCUAUAGUCGCAUGGCGACGCCGACGCCCUCGAAUGCGUCCCCACCGAAGCCUCCUCGCGCUGCGCCUGGUGCGUGGAACGCGACUCUGUCCGUGGCGGUGACGCACGAGGCGCCGCUGACGUGUCUCGACAGCCGCCAGCUGCAGCAGCGCGCGGCCGGUGGUGCGUCGGCGACGGUGAUGCGGCGGUCGCAGCUGCCGUCGUGGACGCUGCGCGUGGUGGAUGCGCUGUGCGACGAGUGCCUGGACAACGCGACGCACGCGGCUGCUGUGGCGCGGCAGCUUGGUGCGUCCACUGCGUCCGCGGACGGCGCGUUGCCCGCUGCGACUGUGUUUGCGACGCCGAGCGCGCCGCUUGGGCUUGCGGGCCCGAUGCUGUUUGCGAUGGCGAGCGUGACGGACGGCGUAGCUGUUGGCGCUGAGCUUGCGCGGUGGAGCUGGGUGCUGCGGUCGUACGCGGUGCGGCGGCAGUUCCGUGGCGCGUCGCCUGUGGGGCUGAGGGGCGGGACGUCGCCGUACCUCGUGGUGCUUGGGAUCCCGUCGACGGACCAGCCGGUGCGGUCGUCGCUGCGUGAUGCACAGCGCGACACGUGGCUGUCGUACGCGGAGGUUGCGCGGAGCGGGAACGACUUCCGCGGUGCGCUGCUGCCGCUGUACAUCUUCGCUGCUGCGGAGCGCGAGCAGCCGCACGCUGUGCUGGACGUGUCGCCGCUGCUGCCGACGGUGGCGGAGUACGAGGCCGCGUCUGCGGUGCUGCUGAGGCCUGGUAGUGCUGCUGGUGCGGUGCGGAGCUACGCUGAGCGUCGCGUGCGGCUUGCGGUUGAUGUUGGCGCUGUGGGCGCCGGUGACGCGCUGCUGGCCGAGUCGCCGUGUGCGGCGAUCGUGUCGAGGCCUGCGACGCCCGCUGCGGGCACCGGCGCGGACGCGACGUGGCUGUCGCAGCUUGCGUCUGCGCUGGCGCUGCCGGUGCGUCCCGCCGCUGUGGCGGCCGCGGAGUUCGUGUGCGGCGCGUCGACUGCGCUGUGGCAGGAGGCGUUGGCGCACCGCAACAUGGUGUGGGUGGACAUGAUGACGGACCGGCGCCCGAGCUCGAAGAAGAAGCUGGGCGAGGGUGGCAACUGGGGCCUGCCGGUGGAGGUUGGGAUGACGCAGAAAACCGUCCUGUGGCUGGAGUACGCCUACCACGCGUUCCCCGAUGUGCCGUACAUCAUGAAGGGCGACGACGACACGUACCUGAAGGUGCCGCAGUUCAUGAGCGACGUCCGUUACAUGCGUGCUGGUUUCAAGGGCAAGCGUGUGCGGAGUCCGCCGGAGGUGCGCGAUGCGGUGGGCGUCGCGGAGACGGAGGAGUGCAUUUACUGGGGCAGCUGGGUGCGUAAUGCUCAUUGGAACCGCUUGCGUUAUCACGAGGGCAGCGGGUACAUGCUGCACCGCCGUCUGGUUCAGGUGGUGCUGGAGGCGACGGACCGGCUGAAUGCGGAGGCGGUGCAUCUGGCGGUCAUUCCUUUCGAUAGCGAAUACAAAGAGGUGUAUAGAGCGCUUGUCAUGAGCGUCGAGGACGCCUUUGUGGGCCGCGUGUUGCGAGACAGGCGGGACCGCAUUCGCGAGGUCUGCCCCUUCCACCGCGCCACGUACGUGGAGGAGCGAAAGGUGCGCCACUAUGACUUGUAUUCCAGAAACUACAGUGUGACGUGGGCCUCGGUGCUGAUGCACCACGUCUCUCCCUCUGAUCAGUACUAG
Leptomonas pyrrhocoris is the source of this 2484-nucleotide messenger RNA. Its product is annotated as phosphoglycan beta 13 galactosyltransferase 5. Gene Ontology annotation, molecular function: hexosyltransferase activity. The transcript has a single exon. Lineage: Eukaryota; Euglenozoa; Kinetoplastea; Trypanosomatida; Trypanosomatidae. The coding region runs from base 436 to 2484 and encodes 682 amino acids. Gene Ontology annotation, cellular component: membrane. The record is from RefSeq and is a predicted model, not a curated record.